GCCACUGAGAUCUGCGUUCCGGCCGCCAUGGCCGCGGCGGGCGGUGGUGGGGAUGGAGGGGCCGGGCCGGGCCGCGCCCUGCAGACCGCGAUGAGGGCGGCGAGCGGGGCUUUGGAGAUGGACAGCGCGGGGAGGACGCGGGAAGCCUACGUGGAGUACCUGAAGAGCAUCACCCUCAUCUCACAGGCCCUGCAGGAUGAGGCAGCGCUGACAGAGGAUGGCGAAGGGCUCGGCCCCAACACCCCAAAAAUGCUGAAGUUGGCUGAGCAGUGCCUGGAGAGAGUCAAGUCCUUGGCAGCCACGCUGGGGAAAAACAAGGCCAAACCGAGUGCGCCGGGGGGACCCGCACCCAUCUCCAGGCACCGCAGGGUUUUCUCUGAUGAGGGAGGCAAGCUGUCACCCUUCCUGCCGCCAGAGAUCUUCCAGAAGCUGCAGAUCGCCGAGGCACAGAGUGCACGCAAGGAGCUGACACCACUGGAGGAGGCAUCGCUGCAGAACCAGAAGCUGAAGGCUGCUUACGAGGCACGGGUGGCACGGCUCAACCCCAGCCAGGCCCUGCAGAAAACCUCGCUGACGCUGUCUCUACAGCGGCAGAUGAUGGAGAACCUGGUGAUCGCCAGGGCACGAGAGGAGACUCUGCAGAGGAAAAUGGAGGAGCGGCGGCUGCGGCUGCAGGAGGCGGCCAACAGGAGGUUCUCCAGCAGUGUGGCCCUAACCCCUGAGGAGCAGGAGCAGAGAGAGCUCUAUGCUGCCAUCCUUGAGUAUGAACAGGACCACGACUGGCCGAGGCAGUGGAAGGCCAGGCUGAAGAGGAGCCCGUCAGACCUGUCCCUGGUGACAGGGCUCUUCUCCUGCCUCCUCAGCUUCCCAGAGCACCCCAUUGCCCAGCUCCUGCGCAAGCUGCAGUGUGCGGUGUACACUCGGCUGUACCCAGCCAUCAGCCAGAACAACCCCGAGACCACCCCUGCAGCCCCCACCGGCCUUGCCUUCCUCUCACUGGAUGCAGGGGGGCUGCUGCCUGCAGAGCCAGGGGGCCGGCGGCUCCGAGCCUCCCGCAGCCUGCACUGCAUGUUCUCAGUGCCUGAGCACGGCCCGGCCACGCUGCGGCACAGCAUCUCCGGAGCAACCCUGGCUGAUGGCAGCCCUGACGCCUCCAGGGCAGAAGGGGACGCCCGGUCUCCCCGGGAGAGCUCCUUUGAGGACCUGGAACGGUUCCUGGCAUCGCCUGAGGACUGGCCCCCGGGGGAGCCCAUGGCUGGGCCCAGGCCUGCAGCAUCGCUGCAGGAGCAGCUGAAGGGCAUCGUGCGGGACAUCCACAAUGCCAUUGACAGGCUGCUGUCCCUGACCCUGCUGGCCUUUGAGGAGUUGAGCACUGCUGCUGGCAAGGACCAGUGCCUGGCCUGCAUCGAGGACGCCUUCUUCCCCCCAUUGUGGGCCCCGCUGCUGGCCCUCUACAGGAGCGUGCACCGGCCCCAGGAGGAAGCCCUGGCUCGCAGCAUGGAGCGGCACCGCCACGCCAGCCCCGCCGACCUGGGGCUGUCCCCUCGGCUCUUCCCCACCGCGCCCGGCCGCCUGGCCUACGGUGCUGCCGUCGAGGAGCUGCGCCUCAUCCCCCUGGAGACGUGUCCCCGCAGGAAGCUGGACUGCAUCGUGCGAGCCCUGCGCAGCAUCUGUGAGUGCGCCGAGGAGUAUUGCAGCGCCCGCGACAGCCGCACCCCCACUGCUGGCACCAUCGGGGCGGAUGAGCUGCUGCCUCUCCUGUCCUACGCGGUGCUGCGCAGCGCUCUGCCCCAGCUGCUGUCGGAGUGCGCCGCGCUGGAGGAGUUCAUCCACGAGGGGUGCCUGCUGGGCGAGGAGGGCUACUGCCUGACGUCGCUGCAGAGCGCGCUGGCCUUCCUGCGGAGCCUGCCCUGAGCUGCCGGCAGGCGCUGCGCUCCUCCCGACCGCCAGGGGGCGCUGGAGGAUGUGCGCGGGCCCGGCGCUGCGGCAGGAGUACCGGCGGGGCCUGGAGCGGGGCCGCGCCCGUCCCGGUCCCGACCCGUCCUUCGGGGAGCGGCUGCGGCAGCGGCUGCGG
Messenger RNA from Gallus gallus (chicken), 2074 nucleotides. RefSeq names its product VPS9 domain containing 1 (gene VPS9D1). Gene Ontology annotation, molecular function: small GTPase binding; guanyl-nucleotide exchange factor activity. The coding region runs from base 28 to 1914 and encodes 628 amino acids. Gene Ontology annotation, biological process: vesicle-mediated transport. Gene Ontology annotation, cellular component: cytosol; endocytic vesicle. The record is from RefSeq and is a predicted model, not a curated record. Lineage: Eukaryota; Metazoa; Chordata; Aves; Galliformes; Phasianidae. The transcript has 16 exons.